This is a messenger RNA of Schistocerca nitens (vagrant locust), 544 nucleotides long. RefSeq names its product proline-rich protein HaeIII subfamily 1-like. Bases 47 to 373 code for a protein of 108 amino acids. Lineage: Eukaryota; Metazoa; Arthropoda; Insecta; Orthoptera; Acrididae. The transcript is spliced from 2 exons. The record is from RefSeq and is a predicted model, not a curated record.
UUAUAAGACGGCAGCUGCCUGCAGAGGGUGCCAUACAUCCACCACCAUGAGGAUAACUCUGGCCGCUCUCGCCCUGUGCCUUGUGGUAUCCACAUGCCACAGUCAGCAGACGCCGCCAGGUCCUCCGACUGGUGGCCCAGAACCAACUGGUCCACCAGGCACCCCUACAGGAGGACCUCAAACAACUGGCCCACCAGGUCCACCAACUACUGGAGGUCCUGAACCAACUGGACCACCAGGGACCCCUACAGGUGAACCUCAAACAACUAGCCCACCAGGUCCACCACCUACUGAUGGACCUGGACCAACUGCCACAACAGGUGUAAAUACUCCAUACCCUGAUCCAACUUGGCCCACCUGGUUCCAUUUAUGAAACCACUCUGCCAUUUCAUGAAGAGGAACAUCUUUCAGGAGGAAGCACUUCAGAACUCGGCUUAACACGGAAUUACCGCCAGAAUUGGACUCUACAUUGUUAGUUUAUUGAUGAAUUUUGUAUCUUUACUUGUAGUUCCUUAUUUAUUAUACGAGCAAUGAAGAACCGAAA